AUGACACCAAAGUUUCUCACCAUCUUGGUUAGUCUAUUCGAUUCUUUGUUUAAACCUUCUUCAUUGUUCUGUAGGUUUAUUGCAGUGUCCAUACCCCUAAAUUACAACCGCAAACAUGUGGACCACCGUCAGCUCAUCCUGCUGUCGGCUACCUGGCUGCUGGCCCUGGCUGUGGCCUCACCAGUCAUGUUUGGCAUCAACAACGUGCCCGACCGCGACCCCAGCGAGUGCAAACUGGAGGAUAACAACUAUGUGGUCUAUUCCUCAGUCUGCUCCUUUUUCAUCCCCUGUCCCAUCAUGGUACUGCUCUACUUUGGUAUUUUCCGUGGGCUGCGACACUGGGAGGAGGCUCGUAAGGUCAAACUGCGCAGCAGCAUCGAGGCCUGCAGGAAGUUGCAGCAUGCAGCCGUCACUACCACCCUCCCCCCGCUGACAGGCACCAUCCCCGGGCCUCUGCCCAUGCCUCUACCCAGGAUCAUCGAGAGGGACUUGGCCCAGUCUCGGCUGGAUGACACGGACGACUAUAUGCAGCAGGAGAUUCCUUAUCCUCGGCAGUACAGAGAGAACUCAGUGCCCACACUGACGUUCAGCCAACAGCUGCACAAGAAGAAGGGAGCCAAGAUCAACAACAGGGAGAGGAAAGCCAUGAAGGUGCUACCUGUCGUAGUAGGUUGCUUCUUGUUCUGCUGGACUCCGUUCUUCGUGGUCCACACGACGCGAGCCGUGUGUCUGACGUGCGACAUCCCUCCCGGUCUGAUGAGCACCGUCACCUGGCUGGGCUACGUCAACAGCGCUCUCAACCCCGUCAUCUACACCAUCUUCAACACGGAGUUCAAGAAAUUCUUCAAGAAGUGUUUCCGCAGCUGCUGCUAAAACCAGAUUUCCCUCCAGAGACUACUUUUCACAAUGCACUCUGGGAUAAAUCUCACUAUACAUUCAGACGGCACUUAAAAACUAGUGAUUCAGACGCAGCCUGAGGCUUACAGUUUAGCCAGUCAGCUCAUCUCUGGGCUGCCACCUGGAUGUGGAUGGUAUCUGGCUGACAGGAAAAAUACAUGUUCAAACACUAACACUGAUAAAGAAAGCAGUUACUGGUUUA
This is a messenger RNA of Micropterus salmoides (largemouth bass), 1099 nucleotides long. It is a transcript of the gene drd4b, whose product is annotated as dopamine receptor D4b. Gene Ontology annotation, cellular component: plasma membrane. Gene Ontology annotation, biological process: adenylate cyclase-inhibiting dopamine receptor signaling pathway; adenylate cyclase-activating adrenergic receptor signaling pathway. The transcript has 3 exons. Bases 1 to 873 code for a protein of 290 amino acids. Lineage: Eukaryota; Metazoa; Chordata; Actinopteri; Centrarchiformes; Centrarchidae. The record is from RefSeq and is a predicted model, not a curated record. Gene Ontology annotation, molecular function: G protein-coupled receptor activity; dopamine neurotransmitter receptor activity, coupled via Gi/Go.